AUGCCUGAAAUAGUAAUAAUCUUGAACAAUUUUUUGUCUGUCGUAUUUUCCCAAACCACUUGUAUUUUGAAUUUCUACCUUUUAUUCUCGAUUUUCUACUCGAAACGGAUCGCAUGGAAAUCUGAAUUAUCAUUGAUAUAUACUCGAUUUGCUUUCGACAUGUUUUACACGUUUUUCGUUCCCCAUAACAAGAUCUACUACAUAAUUCGCCAGAUAUUCCCGGGAUUUGUCGUUAAAAAUCUAUCAUUUUAUCUGAUUUGGCCAACAAUUCCACUUGGAUGUAUUCGUGCGACAUUGGUAUUUCUCAUAACUUUAGAUCGAGUUAUCGCCUUAUUUUUUCCAAUUUCUUAUCACAAUCAUCGCUUCAAAAUCUCGUUAUCAGCAAUAAUCAUCUCAGUUUCCUGUUUUGGAGCGUCCGAUCAUCUGAUCCUAUUCGGUUACUGUAGGUAUACGGUAGAUGUUCCUUUGGAGUGUGACAAUUUUAACUGCGUUAUUAAAACUUGUUUCUAUAGUUAUUGGGUCUCAAGAGACCAAAUUCAAUAUAUUCUAACCGGUACUUUUUCUGUAAUUCUGCUAUUUCGGCUGGUGAUCUGGAAUAAUUUUGUGGCGUCGCAAAGGAAUCAGAACCUGUCCAGGGCGACUCGAAUAGCCCUUCUGGAAUCCAUUGUCAUAAUCUGCUUCAGCAUAAUUCCAUCACUAAUUUUUUCAACUUUUCCGUCCCUGAACUUUGUGUCAGUUGGUCCAUGGACUAUUGUUCUGAAGCAUGCCGGAUUUAUGAUCGAGGCAUUGAUUAUUUGCAAAUUUUUAUUGAAAAGAAAAAGCAAGAAUGGUAUUGGCAGAAAUUCGACUGUGCUCACAUGGUCACAGUAA
Molecule: messenger RNA, 870 nt
Organism: Caenorhabditis elegans
Lineage: Eukaryota; Metazoa; Nematoda; Chromadorea; Rhabditida; Rhabditidae
Gene: srbc-64
Product: Serpentine Receptor, class BC (Class B-like)
Exons: 3
Coding region: 1-870 (289 amino acids)
Source: RefSeq, marked reviewed